Messenger RNA from Pseudophryne corroboree (corroboree frog), 4966 nucleotides. Its product is annotated as serine/threonine-protein kinase SBK1-like. NCBI's taxonomy places the organism in Eukaryota, Metazoa, Chordata, Amphibia, Anura, Myobatrachidae. Bases 514 to 1458 code for a protein of 314 amino acids. The transcript is spliced from 6 exons. Gene Ontology annotation, biological process: peptidyl-serine phosphorylation; peptidyl-threonine phosphorylation. Gene Ontology annotation, molecular function: protein serine/threonine kinase activity; ATP binding. The record is from RefSeq and is a predicted model, not a curated record.
GAAAGAGCUUUAUAAAUGACGGUCAUACAGAUUCACCUCUAGCUCCAUUUAGUUUAACCUGCCAAGACUAUAACACUGGCCGUUCCUACAGCUGCACAGUGAGAAUUAAAAGUGUUAGUCUGUCAGUUACUGCAGAAGCUGCAAAAACAACCUAAUACUGUGACUAAACCUUUGUGCUAGGAUCAAGCAGCAAUAUUGCAGUUGGAAGGAGUACGUCAGACCUUCCCUUAAACAAGUUACAAAUGGAUCUUUAAAGAAAGGUUGAGAUGUGAUAUCUUAGUAAUAGAGAAAGGAGAAAAAUACGGUUACCUACUGUAGACAUCUAGCGGUCCAUGUGCCUGAGUUUUCUAUGAUAGGUCACCUCCCAGUCUCCACCCUGAAACGCCUGUUGAUUGCAGAUGCAUCAUCGCAUGGAAAGUGAUAAAAUGGAGAGUGAAAAAGAACCAGCCAAUCAGGUCCUAACUGCCAAGUCGCAGUGGUUUGUGUGUGCACAGAAGAAAAGACUGAGAAAAUAUGAACUUGAAUGAAAAGCGAUGGAUUGAGCACUAUCUGGAGGAAAUGCUACUUGUAACCUCCCAAAACCUGCCCAUGAUCAAGGUAGAAGAUAACUACACCAUUGUCAAAGAGCUGGGCAGUGGCUCAUAUGGGCAUGUCCUACUGGCACUGAACCAGUCUAAAGGAAAUCUAAUGGCUCUGAAAUUCAUGCAGAAAGAUAACACAGAUCUUCGAUGCUUCCUCAUCGAGUAUUGUGUUUCACUCAGUCUUUCAAUGCAUCCAUGCAUUAUCGAUACCUUUGGAAUUGCUUUUCAGACCGAUAGACAUUACGUGUUUGCCCAAGAGAUAGCAUGUGAUAACCUUUUCUCUCUAAUGAAGCCGCAGGCUGGUCUGCCAGAACUCUCUGUUAAACGUUGUGCUAUACAACUUUCCAGUGCUUUGGAGUACAUGCACAUGAAAGGCCUAGUACAUCGCGAUAUAAAGCCUGAAAAUAUUCUCAUCUUUGACCAAGAAUGCCGCAAUAUUAAACUGACGGACUUCGGACUCUCCUGCACAAAUGGAACAUCUGUGGAAUCGAUGCCAGAGAAUCUGCCUUACACAGCCCCGGAGAUGUGCAGUCUUGGAGUAGCAGAUAAGCUAGUCGUGCAGGAAAGCUUAGAUACCUGGGCAUUUGGGGUGCUUCUGUUUUGCCUAUUGACAGGAUAUUUCCCAUGGACCUCUGCAGUUUCAUCUGAUAAAAAUUAUGUUUAUUACACCAAAUGGCAUAGAAGUAAUAGAAUAUUUCAGAUUCCUAAUCAGUGGAAGGUAUUUACCAAAGACGCUCUAGAAAUGUUGCCAAAAUUUAUUGCCCCAGUCCCAGCUAAGAGGUGUUCUUCCUCCGAAGUCAUGAAAUAUCUCAAAUCUCCCUGGAAAGUUAACUCAAAUGAUGGGGUCUUCAAAAAUAAAAAUAUUAUUUUGAGAUAGGCACAACAAAGUAUUUACUUAAAAAACAAAAGUAAUCAAUAGCAAGAGCCAAGUAGAUAACUGCACUGUACUCAGUACUGUACAUAAAAUCUACGCUUCUAAGCAAUUACAACUAGGCCACUGAAUCAUAGUAGAAAGACAAAAUCUAGUAGCAUAAGUAGACACACAUGUAAUAUUCCAACCAGUAUAAAUCCCACAUAUACCUUAUAGGUAACCCAAAAAAGGUGGGGCUGCCGCGUUCAUGUGCGCAUCUUGUGCUGGCCUUGCUUCUGCGACUAUAUGCAAAUGGAGCUACAGUACAAGCUCUUCCCUAGCGUAUGUGUCUGAAUGUGUAAGCACCAAGACACCCACUUUAAUCAUCUUUAGAUGCAACUAUCAGAAGCAGCAGGCCCAUGCUAGACGCAGAUUGUCCAUCAGAGUAUGGCCUCUGAUGUGAAUGAGGUUCGCAACCACUACCGCGAGACGCUUGCAACACUCCCGUAAGACUCACAAUGCUACGGCAAAACCAGUACACCUUCACCCAAGCUUAUAAUAUACCACAGAAUCUAGAUCUACUCUUAACGCAAAACUUUCCUUUUGGGGAAGUGUUUUUUUCCUGGAUUUUGAAAAGAACCAUGUGUUCUCUUACUCAACCCACAUUUAUACUAAUUUAUCAGAUCAGUUGGAUUAUUUAAAGAGGUUUCUUUAAGGUACAGUAUAUCUUGCUUAUGCAUUUAUUUGAACAUGUUGCUAUAAUUGCUAUUAAGGGUGCACACAUGAUUUGCAUUGCUAUAUUUUAAUCAUGGUAUGAUAUUGUGAAAACAAAUCUAUACAUCUUUUGUUUUCGUUGGGCGAUACAUUUAGCACUUACGAAUUAUACAGCCCCCUACUGAACUGAACCCACCCACCUGUCAUUUUUGCUACUCCUGUGUUCGGUGCCACCUGGUAGCAGGUCUGUCCUCCACCCAUGUGGUCAGCCCCCAUUCCCACAAUCACAGUUUUUCGGGCCAAGAUUUAGUAACAUUUUGUACACAUUUAUUUAGGCAUCACUGCCAUGAAGUCUUUCAUGUUGUUUUUUUUUUUUUUAAGUUUUCAGUUACAGCUCAACUGAACUCAAAAAGUUACGAUAUAAAUAUAAGAAUUAGACCAAUGGCAUCUAUACUAUAAAAUGACAGCAUAACGCUAAAUCUCUCCAUGAAGAAGAAUUGUUCUCCAAAUACAGAAGGUAGAAACAAAUUCCAAUUCAGUAAAAAGCAGAGCUUGAUACAUAUAUUAUUAUUACCAGUUAUUUAUAUAGCACACACAUAUUCCGCAGCGCUUUACCAAGAAUAUUUAUCCAUUCACAUCAGUCCCUGCCCCAGUGGAGCUUACGAUCUAUGGGCCUAAUUCAGAGUUGAUCGCAGCAGCAAAUUUGUUAGCAGCAUAACCAUGUGCACUGCAGGGGGGGUGGGGGGGGUGGCAGAUUUAACAUGUGCAGGUAGACUUGGAUUUGGGUGGGGUGCGUUCAGACUUAAAUCUAAAUUGCAAUGUAAAAAUAAAGCAGCCAGUAUUUACCCUGCACGGAAAAAAUAUAAACCACCCGAAUCUGACUCACUCUGCACAUAUUAUGUCUGCCUCCCCCCCCUGCAGUGCACUUGGUUUUGCCCAACCGCUAACAAAUUUGCUGCUGCGAUCAACUCUGAAUUACCCCCUAUAUUCCCUACCACACGUACAUGCACACACAUAGACAUUAGGGUUAACCUACCAGUAUAUUUUUUGAUUGUGGGAGGGAACCGGAGUACCCGGAGGAAAUCCACGCAAGUACGGGAAGAAUAUACAAACUCCACACAGUUAGAGCCAUGGGAUUGAACCCAUGACCUCACUGCUGUGAGGCAGUAAUGCUAACCAUUAUACCAUCAGUACUGCCCAAUAUACUGAGGUUAGAGAGAGAAGAGUGUGUACAAAAAGAAGGUCUAUAGCGCACACUGUAAUUGGCAGGUAUGAGUUUUGCAUCUCGACUUAACUGAUGCGCUGUCAUCGAUUGCUGAAUGGGUUAGUAAUUUGUCACCCACUUUGGCAGAAUCUUGACCUUAAUGCUUCCUUUUUAACCUCAACAACAGGUGAUUCAGGAGCUACAUUUUCUACAAGUUAUGUAUUUUGUUAUACAUUGCCACACAGUGUCAGAGAUCGCUUCACAUCUCUAAGAGAAAUACAGUAAAGAAUAGCUAGUCUCAUUACUGAUGUACAUGACUCUACCGUAAAUCUGCCACAACUUACCUGUCACCAGUAGGACACUAUGAGGCAGGUGUAUUGUGUGAAAAGUGUGGAGAGCUGGACUAGUGUAGGAGUUGUCCCUAGCAACCAACCAGUUUUGAAGUUAGCAUUCAUUAAGUACAUUAUACAGAAAUUAGAGGUAGACCAUGAUUGGUUGCUAUAGGAAACUUCUACACUCCUGCUUCAUACAGUACAUCUCCCCCUAUAGUCUUCUGAAGCAACAGCUAAAAAAACACCCAAAAAAACUUAUUUGUAUUUUUUAUUGUCAGAUCUUUAUCGUUUGUAGUACUGUAUGUUUAUUUUUGGCCAGAGGAGAUACUUAAGAAUGUGAUAUAAAUGGUAUGUAAUGCAAUUGUAUGAUUUAUGCCACAGUCACUUUCAUGUAAUGUAUUUUUAACAUGAGUACAGAGGUGUGACUAUUGGAGAAGUUUUGUUACAUUAUGAAUUUACUUUUCCAUGCUUUAUACAAAUACCUAUAUGAUCUCAUAUCUCAUAUAUAUGUUUAUCUGUACAGGUGCAACAUGUGAGAGUGUCAGGAGAGUGGGGCAACCAGUUAGGAUGAGGGGUCUGGAACGCUGAUAAUUAUAGGAAGGAAAUAUAAUGAUAUAAUAACAAAAUCAACACAUUGUUACCCGCUAUUAUCGGAUAUUUAUCCUCUUCAAUCUGUAAGGUACAGAGCAGCUCGGGUGUGGUAUGGAAGGUAGAUAGUAACUAGGUCGACAGUGUCUAGGUCAACCACUAUUGAUCGACAGUAACUAGGUCGACAGGGUCUCACUCAAGGUCGACACGUUCUAGGUCGACAGGUCAAAAGGUGGACAUGGGUUUUUUAUGGGGGUUUUGUGUCGUUUUCUUCGUACAGUGACCGGGAACCCCAAUUUGUGCACUGUGUCCCCUCGCAUGCUUCGGGAAAGGUUACCGUUCCCAAUUAUAGUCCACGUGGAACAUUAAGUAUGAAAAGGUUAAAAAAAGGAAAAAUAUUGUGAAAAACUCAUGUCGACCUUUUCACCUGUCGACCUAGAAUAUGUCGACAUAGAUACCCUGUCGACCAAUAGUGGUCGACCUAGAUAGUGCCGACCUAGAUAGUGCCGACUUAGUUACUGUCGACCUAGAGACCGGAUCCCAAGCAGCUCCUAUAUUAAGAUAUGUUGUACAGUAAAUGUAAUGUGAUUGACGUAAUGUAAUGCAAUGUACUAUAAUGUAUGAUUCCAGCUAAUUAGAUAGUCUGAAUAUAUCAGGUUUUAUUUUUUUAUUAUAAUAAAUUUGUUACUAUUUUUAA